Messenger RNA from Portunus trituberculatus (swimming crab), 624 nucleotides. RefSeq lists its product as uncharacterized. Lineage: Eukaryota; Metazoa; Arthropoda; Malacostraca; Decapoda; Portunidae. The coding region runs from base 166 to 393 and encodes 75 amino acids. The transcript is spliced from 4 exons. The record is from RefSeq and is a predicted model, not a curated record.
CAGAGAAUUCCUGCUGGCACCUUUCUCUGCGGGAUUACUCUCCCUGCACCUCCCUCUCUCCUCACCUCUGCUUCGGGGUAUAUAAGCCGGCCAGGACACCAGCAAGCACUCACUCCCUAGCUCUUGACUACUGAGGCACCAACACUCCUCUCCUACAGCAGCAAGAUGCGUACCUUUGUGGUGUUCUGCUUCCUGGUGGUGAUUGCUGCCACCACCACCUCAGCUGUCCCCGCCCCAGCCCCCGCCGCUGCUGCCUUGGGACCCCCUGCAGCUAUUGAUGCCUUCAUUCCCCCAGCUGUGAAGGCCUUUAUUCCCACUCCAGAGGAAAUUGCAGCACUCAGCGCACUACACACCACCACUGCAGCUCCUGCCACUGCUCCUAAAGCAGCAUAGAGGCAGCAGCAGCACACACCUUGCCAGCCACCACUUCACCUGCCCUCGGCUGCCUUGCUUCCAAGCCUCCACAGCAGAUGACAGACGGACAAUGCUAUCGUGUCAAAGUGUUCUGCUCUCCAUCUAACCUUGGGUCUAUGAUGGCUCGUGCACUACACUAAUGUAUCUCAUGGAUUUUUUUCAUUUUUUAAAUUUUUUCUUCUGAAUUCAUGAAUAAAAAAGCCUAAGCAA